UUUAGUCUCGCGACGUUGACUCGACUGACCGGCCGCACACGCCGCGCACACAUCGCACACGCACGUCGUACGUCGCACCGCGCACACGACGACCGACGGCGACACUGGCUGCAACCGCGCAGGUAUACACUUGUACACCGCAUACCAUAUACCGAACCCGCGCCCAUCGUCAGUCGACCGCGAUCGCGCAUUCGUUUUCGGCACGUCCGUACCGCCGCGUAACACAAACGAUAGGUAAAUAUUUAUUAUUAUUCGUAUCGUCACGACGACGGCACAGAUGAGAAGCGAUAAUAAUAUGGUCCGCGAGACGACGACGACGGCCGCUGGCGCUCGCCUUUGAUCGGCAGUCCGACGAAAUCGCGGUCCGUUCCGCACGACGGUUGUAUUUCCGAGCGUUUUUCCGGCGCGUUCGUGAGACGUCCGACAAUCGUACCCGAAGAAUAUCAAAUUAUUUUUUUCGGGAUCGCGGUAUAUACCGUGACGCUCAGAUAUACAGUAUAGGUGCUGCCUUCUUGCAUAGGACGUCCACGCGCGUUUUUCGUUUCGCCGCCCGUAUACGGUAACGUUAUAUACCACUCGAUACCGGUGCAGAUAAUAUGAUAAUGGGUACGGCCAACCAGGAACAGCAUCCCGCCAGCGCGAUCAAAAAGCCCACGGACUUUUCGAUCGACGCUAUUAUGCGCAAAGAUGACGCCGCUGCCGCUGCCGCCGCCACUGCUGCCGAUUCGAGACACAACAUCAUGUUCGGCACUGAAGGCGAAGGUUCGAUGGGCGGGACCGAAGAUUUGGACAUUGAAGUGGACGUUGUUGAGACUUCGGAACCGGAAGACUUGGCCGCUAACCGCUAUCACCGGCGAUCUUCUGUGGACGCAGGAAACGGAAAGCAUAAUGGAUCGACUAGUGGUUCAAAGAAAAAGAGAUCUCGAGAAACGGUUAGCGCUUCGUCCGAAGACGGUGACCGGACACCGCCCCCACACGAUUCUGCACAGGCUACUUCUAAGAAUCUGGCAACUAUGUUGGCAAAAUGUACCAGUCCAGAUUUAGCAUCUACGGAAUGCUACCUCGAGUCCGUUUCAAAAGAGCUCUGGUCCAAAUUUCACGAACUGGGCACGGAAAUGAUCAUCACCAAAACUGGAAGGAGGAUGUUCCCUACGUUGCGCGUGUGCUUCCGGAAGUUGGAUCCAAACCAAAAGUAUUCGGUACUCAUUGAUAUCGUGCCAGUGGACAACAAACGGUACCGGUACGCUUACCACAAAUCGUCGUGGUUGGUGGCAGGUAAAGCCGACCCACCCGCUCCACACCGGCUGUACACGCACCCUGACUCGCCGUUCACAGGCGACCAGCUGCACAAGACAUUUGUUUCGUUCGAAAAAGUCAAGCUCACCAACAACGAGAUGGACAUCAGCGGACAGAUCAUUUUGAACUCGAUGCACAGAUAUCAGCCCCGGAUACAUCUGGUCAAGUGGAGGGGCAUGGUGACCGAUUUGGACGCUGAAAAGUACCGGUCUUUCGUGUUCCCAGAAACCGUGUUCACAGCCGUCACGGCUUAUCAAAAUCAACUGAUAACGAAAUUGAAAAUCGACAGCAACCCAUUUGCCAAAGGAUUCCGUGAUUCUUCGCGACUAGGAGAACUCGAAAGAGAUCCCGUGGACUUGAUGUUCCUCGAACACCAGUACAACCAGCACCUGCUCAGCCGGGCGGCCACGCCGAUGUUCUGGCCGACGUCCCAGGACGGCGGCGUCGUCCAUCCCGGCCAGCAGGCGGCCAUGGAACAGCACCAUCAGCACCAGCUGAACCAGCAGCAACACCAACUGCAGCAGCAGCAGCAGCAACAACACCACCUGCACCAUCAGCAUCAGCAACAGCAGCACCAGCAGCAGCAACAGCAACAGCAACAGCAGCAACAGCAACAGCAGGACCAGAGCAACGGCGGCGGCAACUCGGGAUUCAUGUUGGCCGCCGCGGCCGCCGCCCGGGCGCAGUUCCACAUGCUGAACAACGCCGCGGCCGCGGCCGCUGCGUCGGGCGGCGGACGAUCGCAGCCCGGCGGCGGCGGCGGCGUCGACGGCAACGGCGGCCCCGGCGGACCGGCCGCCCAGCACUAUCAGCACUCGGCCGCGGCCGCGGCGGCCGCUGCGGCCGGCAUGCACUCGCUGAUAGUGUACGGCAACCAUUUCCAACAGUCUCAGUCGCGUUUCGCCGCGGCCGCGGCCGCAGCAGCGGCGGCCGCCGCGUCGUCGUACCCGGGACCGCCGCCCCCGCCGCACCCGUCGUCCAUGUUCGCGUGGCCGCCGCAGUCGCAGUACCCGAGGUACGUGUCGGCCGCUUUCCAACCGCCGCCGCCGCCGCCCAUGCAGCAGCAGCAGUCCGCGGCCCCGUCGUCCACGGUGGGGCCGCCGCCCCGGUCGCCGUCGCAACCGUCGCCGCUCCAGCUCCAGCCCCCGCCGGCGCCGCUGCCGCUCCAACUGCAGCAGCCGUCCGCUCCGUCGCCUUCGUCGCCGCCGUCCACCGCCGCCGCGGCCGUCGUCCACCACCACCGGUCGUACAGUCCGGCGCGAACGCCGCCCGGCGGUUCGUCGUCGGCCGAGUCGCUGCCGUCGCCGGACGUGGACGGCAGGUCGGCCACCAAGUACCAGAAGCGCCGUUCACCGUCGGCCGCCAGGUAUUCGCCGUUGUUCGACGCCGCCGCCAAACCGGACGAAUCGUAAUUCCGUUUCCGGUUUUCGAUUGUUUUUUUUUCUGUACAAAAAUUUCCCCGCCAACCUCCCCACCUCCCACCCACCAUCCCUACAACCCUCCUCGUCCUAACCCGUUUUGUAAAUAUGUAUUGUAUCAUAUAUUUU
Aphis gossypii (cotton aphid) is the source of this 2843-nucleotide messenger RNA. Its product is annotated as T-box protein H15-like. Lineage: Eukaryota; Metazoa; Arthropoda; Insecta; Hemiptera; Aphididae. Gene Ontology annotation, biological process: regulation of transcription by RNA polymerase II; positive regulation of DNA-templated transcription; cell fate specification. The record is from RefSeq and is a predicted model, not a curated record. Gene Ontology annotation, molecular function: RNA polymerase II cis-regulatory region sequence-specific DNA binding; DNA-binding transcription factor activity, RNA polymerase II-specific. The transcript is spliced from 6 exons. Gene Ontology annotation, cellular component: nucleus. The coding region runs from base 597 to 2708 and encodes 703 amino acids.